Acanthopagrus latus (yellowfin seabream) is the source of this 2235-nucleotide messenger RNA. RefSeq names its product C1q and TNF related 9 (gene c1qtnf9). The transcript is spliced from 3 exons. The record is from RefSeq and is a predicted model, not a curated record. Gene Ontology annotation, molecular function: protein binding. NCBI's taxonomy places the organism in Eukaryota, Metazoa, Chordata, Actinopteri, Spariformes, Sparidae. Bases 151 to 1170 code for a protein of 339 amino acids.
GUGUCCAAAGUUCCUGCUCUUUGCUGCAUGUUCACAUUUUAGUAGCGCAUAUAUUCAUGAAGCGAGUAAUGCACUGGCUCAAACUUCUUUUACUUUAAAAGGUUUUGUGUAGCGGGCUAAUUGUUUUGUGAGACAGGUGCAUCAGGCACAAUGUUCCAGAUGAGGUUUGCGGUUACUCUAUUGAUACUUCUGUUAGCGGCCAGGUGUGUGGCACAGGAAGAAACCCCAAAUAAAGGCUGUGUUUGUGGAUACCCUGGAAUACCGGGGGAUCCUGGACACAAUGGCUCACCUGGCAGAGACGGGCGAGAUGGACUCAGAGGUGACAAAGGUGAUCAAGGUGAAAUUGGUCCUGUUGGACCAGCAGGCAGAGAUGGCCACAGGGGAGACAAGGGGGAACCUGGUGAAGUUGGCCCAGCAGGGCUCAAAGGAAAAAGGGGAGAUAAUGGAGAACGGGGGCCCCCUGGGAAAAUGGGGCCCCAAGGUGUCCAGGGGCCUAUUGGGCUGAAAGGAAAUCAGGGAGAGCUGGGGCUGCCUGGACCCCAAGGACCUAAAGGGGAUUUGGGGCCUCCUGGACCAAAGGGUCCAAAGGGGGAAAUCGGCCUUCGAGGUGACAGAGGCAUUCAGGGACCACUGGGACCCCCUGGCAGGCCAGGGCCUAAGGGGGAAAUCGGUGUUCCAGGCCACAAAGGCAGUAUUGGUUACCGUGGGGAAAGAGGGAGUCGGGGAGAGAAAGGCGAUAAGGGUGAGAAGGGAGAAGAACUUGUUAUCUCUACAAGUGCCUUCUCAGUGGGACUCACAGCACAAUCUAAACUCCCAGCGCCCAAUGCACCAAUCCGCUUUGACAAGAUUAUUUACAAUAAUCAGAAUCACUACGAUCCGCAAACAGGGAGAUUCACAUGCUCGGCAGCAGGAGCAUAUUUCUUCACUUAUCACAUCACCGUUUUCUCCAGAAACGUUAAGGUGGCUCUCGUGAAGAACGGUGCAAAGAUCAUCCACACCACAGACAACUACCAGAGCAGUGAGGAUCAGGCAGCAGGGGGUGCUGUGCUGCACCUGGACGUGGGGGACAAGGUGUGGCUGCAGGUGGCUGGGGGAGAACUGUUCAAUGGGCUUUUCGCUGAUGAAGAUGAUGACACUACAUUUUCUGGGUUCUUGAUCUUUGGGACAUAAAUGAGGCAUGAUUAUUUUAUACCUGCUAGUACCGAAAAUGUUUUUAAAGAAUAAUCAGAGAUGGGAGAUCAGCGUCUGUCCAAAGUUUAGUUGAUUCUUUAAUGCAUUGUAAAGUGGUGGUAAGUAGCUAAGUACAUUUACUCAACUAUUGUAUCAGAGUCAAAAUGUAUGAUUUAUGAUUUACUUGUACUUUACUUGUAUUUUCCUGAUUAUCUGGGGUUUUUUGUUAUCUGAUUGCCAAUAAAAUAAAUGUAGGCAUGUCCUACUUUUAGCUCUGAUGCGCCAUGCAACCUGCAAAGUAAAUAUCUAAAGUAACCAAAUGAAUAUAGUGGAGAAAAAUGUACAUUAUAUUGUAUGCCUUACAAAAGGUAGUGUGGUGGAAAUAUAAAGGAAGAGAAAAUGGAAAGUACAAGUACCCCAAAUUGCACUUAUGUGCAGGACUUGAAUGUACUCAGUUAUCUUCUAUCACUGAUUACAGCUCCACUAUAAUUAAGAUAAAGACAUCAUACUUUUCACAUCACUGCAUUAAUUUGACUACUGUGGCUGCAUUGCUGAUGUUAUAAGAAAAACAUAUAAGGCUUGUAAAAUCACAAACAAACAAUGGUUAUAGAUUAUCUAUAUAGGAAUGUAAAAUAAUUCAAAAUGGCUCCACCUCGACUAUCUACAACGGUAAAAUACGUCUUACAUUUUUGUGCAUCUGUGACAAUAUCCCAAUAAUGUAAUAACUGUACCCUCACAGCAGCAAUUUCUGAAAACACUUCCAUGCUUUUACUUUUGUAUCAUUCUGAAUGUAGAACUUAAACUCAAAAUGGAGCAUUUGACUCCACUGAUGUUGUUAAUUAAGUAAAGAAUGUGAACUUUCUCCCACUUCUGGCAUUGUUUAGGUGGUUAAAUCAAUUACAGUGCUUUUCUCUAUUAGAACCCAUCAUCCUGUAAAUAACAUUUUAAAAAAACGUUCCUCAGAUAGAAAUGGAGGCGCCUGUGUCAUGUUUGCCACCAGUAAAAGUUAUUUUACCUUUGUGUUUGUCUUCCACCCUGUAAUAAAGAGCGACAUUCACUAAGGCA